Molecule: messenger RNA, 3154 nt
Organism: Didymodactylos carnosus
Lineage: Eukaryota; Metazoa; Rotifera; Eurotatoria; Philodinida; Philodinidae
Source: the annotation of a GenBank genome assembly
AUGGAGCCAAUAUCCAAUUCUGAUGCAAGAAAUGCUGCAUUUAAUAAUAUAGCACCGAUAUUUUUGGCUACAAAUCAUCAAAACUAUGUGUGUCUGUCAGCACAACAUCUGCUCGAUUUACAUACAUGUGCAAAAUCUUUAUUUCAGAUUUUAUCAAAAUGUUUUGCUGUAAGAAGGGCAACAAGACCAUUUUCCACAAUAGGCAUGGAUCAAACAAUUGAAUGUACAAUUAACAAAAUGGGAAAGGGUCAUGGUGGUAUAUCAGGUCGUUUUCGGCCAGAAUUAGUUGAUAUAUGGCCCAAAACAUUUACGUUCAGAACAUUAUUAAAAUUGGAUGAAGAAGACUUAACGUUGAUAUUAUCAAAAUUAAACUAUGAAAAGCUAUAUUCAUGUGAAAACGAUCAUGUUGCACAAUUAUUAUCUGGAAAAUUAAUACAUGACGAUAUUGUUACAAUGUAUGUUCUUAUAAACAGCUUGGUUUGGAUUCAUUAUAUAAGUGAAGAUCGACCACUAAAUUUAUCAUCAUUAUUUAGUUAUGAAUUUGCAAAAUUUCCAAUUUCAUUGUGUGGUAGCAACAAUCCAUUGCUGAUGAAUCAGCAAAGUAAGGUGCCCGCAAUUCAAAAAUGCAGCACUAUCGUAACUUUCGGUCGAAAGCUACAUAGUCGGAUAGCCCUAACUGAGCUGAUUCCGAAUAUCACCUUUUGAUUCGAACUCGAUCAAGUUUUCGGGGAGAAAUCCUCAAAAUACUAAGAGCGCCAACAGAACAAAAGAUUUGCAUCCCUCUGAAAAAACUUGAGAUUUUACCACCUUCCGUUCACUGUAACUUUUCGAAUUUGAUAUGUUCGGAUUCACCAUCAAACAAACUGAGUCUAAUCGUGUACCUUUGAGUCACAAAAAAACAAAAUACCUGUGUUACACAAUUUUGACAAUAGUAGGCGCUCGACAAAAUGAGCUACCCUUCCGCAAAACCUAUCUCCUCCCUGGUUUUGAAAGUUUUCUCCGAUCGUCAUACGCCAUUCGAAUCAGCAUUUAAAGGCGAACAAAAGUAUGCAGCGCUUUUUCCAAAAAUUUGUUUCAUUCCUGAGAAAGUACAUUCUUUCUGAAUCAAGAGCGAAAAAAUCGGAAUUCUACCCAUAAUUCUCUAGUUUCUCCAUCAAAACUCAUUUUUUAUGCAAUAAAAAUAUCAUAUUCGGAGUUUGCGUCGAAAACCGAAUCGAAUGAUAUAUGUUUCAAAAUUUUUCGUUGAUUUUCGUUAUUGGUGAAAAUCUCAGUAAUUCUUGGACGUGAAAAUUCGAAAAACACAAAGGUGGUCGGAUAGGGUAAAAAAGUAUAUCAUUCGAUUCAGCUUUUGAUGCAUUUUUCCUUAAUUAGUUUACUGAUAGUCCAUUUUCUAGGCUUGGUCCUACCGAUCUUAAAUUCUGAACUUGCUGAUUUGUAGCAAAUUUCAUGAGCUCCAAAAUGAUAUAUAAUAGAAAAAUGUAUAUUGUCUUGUUUGGAACAAAAAUUUUUGCAAACCUAUCUAGUUUUUUGUGUGAAGAGAUGAAGCCGAAGUUUUUAUUUCAUUAGUAUCGCCGUUAAACGAGCUUUCAAAGUUUGUCCUGCGUUCUUUGAAAUUCCUCUCCACUGUGGAGAAAUUUUACUAUUUCCAAAUCAGAAGCGAAAACAUCGGAAUUCGGCCCAUAAUUCUACGUUUUCUUCACCAGAACUCACUUUUUGUGCAAUAAAAGUAUCAUAUUCGUAGUCAGCGGUGGAAACUGAGUCGAUUGAUGUACGUUUUUAUCCUAUACGACCACUUUUGUGUCUUUCGAAUUUUCAUGUUGAAAAGUUACUGAAAUUUUCACUAGAAAAUGAAAAUCAGCAAAAAAUUUCAACUCAUAUACCACUCGACUCAGUUUCCGACGUUGACUGCGAAUUUGAUACUUUUAUUGCAUAAAAAGUGAGUUCGAAAAUGUAGAAUUAUGGGUCAAAUUCCGAUGUUUUCGUUCCUGAUUUAGAAAUAGUAAAAUUUCUCAGCAGUGGAGAGGAAUUUCAAAAACGCAGGACGUAUUUUGAAAGCUCGUUUAAUGGUGGUUCUAGUGAUAUAAAAACUUCGGCUUCAUCUCUUCACACAAAAAACUAGAUUGGUUUGCAAAAUACUUCUUCUGAUCCUUGUACGUAGGCAUGCAACCAACCCACGCCAGGGCUCGCUGAUCGGCACCGAAUAGUUCGUAACCGAACAUGUUCGAUCACCAAACGGUUUGUUACCGAACAUGUUCGCUACCGUUCAGCGAGCCCUAGCUUGAGAUUGCUGCAUGCCUAGCCUGGACUAAAGACAAACGAAAUGAAGUUUUUGAAGGAACUAACCGGUGAGAAAAUAGGCUAACUAAAGUACAACGUGCGCGAAUGUGUGUUCUACCGGAUCGCUACUGAACAUGUUGGUGGAAUGGUUCGCUACCAGAGGUUUAAAAAACUAGUUUAUCAAAGCUUAGAACGUGAGAGCGAAAAAAUACAUGAAAGAAAGCUCUGUAAAACAGAAAAAAUGCUGAAGAUUACACCAUAUGAAGGAGCAGUCAUGAUUACGCCGUAGCCGUAGAUAGUCAUGUAAAGAAAUGUUUGAGUUAGAGCAGCAAUUUUAAGUGUGUUUUGGUCCGGGAAGUUCAAAGUACCUUUAGGUUCAAUUAUAACUUAUUUACUCUGAUUUACUUUCUUUUCAUGCAAAAAUGCUUUUCCUCACUGUGCAAAUAAAGUAGACAGAAAGAUGCAGCCUUAAUUCGAAUGUAUCUUUAUAAGAUUUAUGGUAUUUUGUCCUAAUAGUUCCUCAACAGAGCGCUCGCCGAUAUCUCCGAUGAGGAAAAUAUAAACUAUCGUAUCUGCAAUCUUCGUCCGAACACGUUCGGUCGCAUCAAGUUUCCAGGCCGAACACGUUCGGUUACGAACCCUUUGGUGAGCGAAAAUGUUCGGUUACGAACCGUUCGGUCACCGAACUAUCGGAUUGCUGCAUGCCUACUUGUACGCAAGUAUUAAGUAUUUUAAAUGAAAUAACAUCGCCUACUGUCCAUACCAAAAUACAGUGCCGGGUGCCACUUUUUGAAUAACUUCUGACAGGAGAUAGGUAGAGAGCGGUUUUCACCAUUCGAAAGAAGACACUUUAGUCCGACUUUUCAUAAGCGGAAGC